Molecule: messenger RNA, 970 nt
Organism: Halichondria panicea
Lineage: Eukaryota; Metazoa; Porifera; Demospongiae; Suberitida; Halichondriidae
Exons: 9
Coding region: 29-859 (276 amino acids)
Source: RefSeq, a predicted model, not a curated record
CAAACAACUCCGGAAGAUCUAUCCUGUCAUGAUUGAUGCAUUUGAAGAAUAUAGGUUCAACAGAUAUCAACUCGACUGUCUUCUAUUUUUGUCUCCUGACUUGAACACUACAGCUAUCUGCCCUGCCUGUCCUCAGAGCAAUGGAACUCAAAUUAUAUACAUGGAUGGUGUAUUUGGACUAUGUCAGAAAAAGUCUGCUGGUGUUAGUGUUCGACCACCACUCUUCUCUGGUGUAUUCUUUGAGGAACAGCAAGCAGUAGAUGAGUUUGUUGCUGAUUAUGAUACAUUUGGCCAGAUAAUCGACAAGGGGUGUCAUGAGUUCCUCGCUGGAGACACUUUGCGCUCCAAAUCAAGGUACGCAGUUCUAGAUGAAACUGCCGUGUUUGGAAGCAUCUGUCGUCAUGAGUUUCCCCAGAGAUUUCUGAAUAUGAAGCAUGGAGAAAGACUAGCAUAUCCUGUGUACCUGCUAAAGAAGGCACACCAAAACAAGGGUGACAAGUGUCUGUUGUUACUGUAUGAUAUUGCCUGCUUACUCGAAACUCAUCUGAAGAAUCGUGGACAUCUUGACAUGUUAGAAAAGACAACAUUAGGAGUGCCAAUUUUUCAUGUCUAUGGGCAUUGUGCAUUCUGUCAGCUGACAUAUUCACCUAGAGUCCUAACUGGAUGCGGACUUACUGAUGGUGAAGCUAUGGAGAGACUGUGGUCAUAUCUAAGAAGAUUUGCUAAAUCCACCAAAGAAAUGCGACCAUCUCAUCGCAUUGAUGUCCUUACCUCAGCUCUAUUACAUUAUGCAUCAAGAAUGGUCAAUCGAUUGCUGCACGCCUUGCAAAGAAGAUAUCAUCAAGUACGAGUACGCUGAAACGAACAGUGAGCAGAUUUAAUGGUAUGCGUUAUGAUCAAUUUGAAGGAGUAGCAUACCAUCUGCCAGCCAAUUUGAAUUGGGAGACAGUUUCCAAUUUGGAAGAAUUGU